CCGCCUCCCGCCUCCCGCCUCCCAUGCCCUUCUUCCUCCUCCUCCCUCCGCCGCUGCGCCAUCUAUACUUCUGCCAACACGUCCGUGGCCAUGUCCGACGCAGAGAUGCAGCCGCAGAAACGCGGCCUGCCGACCCAGAUCCGGAGAGCUCUCAAGGCCCUCUCCCCUGUUCAGUGAGCCCAAGAAGGUAUUAUCUUGCCCAUAUGCAAUUUGGAUUCCAAGAAUUGCAUACAUUGUUUCAUAUGAGACUUAGUGAACAUAUCUACAACUUGUUGCUUGGAGGGUAUGCACGAGAGCUGUAUGGUCUUCCGGUGACGAUGAUGGUGUUCGGAAUCACAAUCAACCUCAAUAUCUCAAUAUCUUUAGUUUUAUGAAAUAUUCAUCAUGAACUAUUUGGAUUGCACUUUUGGUGUUUACCAUAAAGAGGGCAAGUGAUGCAAUAGUGAAUCCCAUAUUAACUAAUAAUGAUCGAAGCCUACAAUUUU
Molecule: messenger RNA, 485 nt
Organism: Zingiber officinale
Lineage: Eukaryota; Viridiplantae; Streptophyta; Magnoliopsida; Zingiberales; Zingiberaceae
Exons: 2
Coding region: 24-374 (116 amino acids)
Source: RefSeq, a predicted model, not a curated record